CUGUCCAGGCUGCGCACAGUCAGCACCAGGGGGUCCGGGCGUUGGAUGCAGAAGGGAGGCUGAGAGUCGGAAAGAUAGCGAACCAGAUGGUUUUACCAGAGGAUUUGCCUUUCUGCUACAGUGUGUGUGGGAGGUUUGGAAACAACUGAAAGAAGACUGAGAUGUGCUGCUUUCGUCACUGUUGCAGGCUGCUACUGUAACCCUCACAUCGUGGGAUAGAGAGAGCAGCGGAGAGGAUGAUGGGAGGCAAAACAGCAGAGAUGCAGCCGACAGCCAAUCAUGGAUCUUCCAGAGUCAUCUCUGUAGUGUUUGUGACUCUCCUGAUUGACUUGUUAGGAUUCACUCUCAUACUCCCCCUUCUUCCCUCAAUUCUGGAGCAUUUCAGCAAGUCUGACGACAGCCUUUAUCAGACCAUACAGCACAGUGUUGAUUGGUUUGCUUCAGCUAUUGGGGUGCCUCAAGAGAGAAAAUACAACAGUGUUUUGUUUGGGGGCUUUAUAGGCACCAUCUUCUCCCUCCUUCAGUUCAUCUGCUCUCCACUCACUGGGGCUGCGUCUGAUUAUUUAGGAAGACGACGAGCCAUGAUGAUUACAGCGGUGGGGUUAAUCUUCUCUUACACUUUAUGGGCCAUCUCCAGAAGUUUUGGGAUCUUCAUUCUUUCUCGGGUUGUUGGCGGACUAAGUAAAGGCAAUGUCAGUCUGUGUACAGCUAUAAUUGCAGAUUUGCCCUUGCUGAAGAACCGGAGCACAGGCAUGGCAAUGAUUGGUGUAGCAUUUUCCCUGGGCUUCACUAUCGGCCCAAUGAUUGGAGCCUACUUUGCAAUGAAUGCAGCCAGUGAGGAGAUCUUCUAUGUCCGCCCAGCUCUACUUGCCCUUUUCUUCGCGGUAGCAGAUUUGAUUUUUAUCUUCUUGUUUCUUCCAGAGACACUCCCAAAGGAAAACAGGGUUCCUUCUGUAACGGCUGGUUUUAAAGGGGCCUCAGAUCUGCUCAGUCCCGUUGCUCUGUUUCAUUUCUCAGCCAUCACAAGAAGAAAGGGCUCUCCUUCCCCUGAGAAUGUUGAGAAGCUGCGGUUGCUGGGGAUGGUCUAUUUCCUGUACCUCUUCCUGUUUUCGGGGCUGGAGUACACCCUCAGCUUUCUCACCCACCAGCGCUUCCAGUUCAACAGCAUGCAGCAGGGGAAGAUGUUUUUCUUCAUCGGACUCACCAUGGCGGUGAUCCAGGGAGGAUACGCUCGCAGAAUCAGGCCAGGAAAUGAAAUCAAGGCUGUGAAACGGGCCAUUAUUCUGCUCAUCCCAGCCUUCCUGCUGAUUGGCUGGGCCACUAACUUACUGGUGCUGGGAGCCGGCCUCUUACUCUACUCCUUCGCCGCAGCGAUCGUGGUGCCGUGCCUCUCCUCCUUAGUGUCCACGUACGGGUCGGCCAGUCAGAAAGGAACGGUCAUGGGAAUCCUGCGCAGCCUGGGGGCUCUCGCCAGAGCUCUGGGACCCAUCCUAUCAGCAUCACUGUACUGGCUGGCCGGGGCUCAGAUCUGCUUCAGCCUCUCCGCCUUCCUCUUCCUCGUCCCGCUGCUUUAUCUGGGACGAUUGAAACAAAAAGAAUAAGGAUUGAUGGCUGCCGGCCAUUCUGUGCCACCCAAAGCCGACGGACACCUGGUAUCAUUCUCUCUGUGCCUUAAUGGACUUUGCAGGAAAUAUAGGGACCAGCCAAUCAGUGUCUCCUUAGGCUCGGAAUAGAACACGUGGCAAGGGGGAUACGUAUAGGCCUGUCAGCUUACCCUUUAAACAGGACCUUUCCUUAAUAACAGACUGAGAAACACCAGGGUUCCUGCCAAUCACUACAGUCACGGGAAUCCCUAUAAAUCAGGGGUGGGCAAACUCUUAGGCUCAGGGGCCACAUUGACGUUUAAAAUUUGACAGACGGGCCAGCGCCGUCUCCGCUCGUCAGUCCCCUAGGUUUUGCGUUGCUGCGCUUACAUGCAAUCUUGACGCAUGAUGAGACUUGCGGAGUCGGGAUUUUCUGAAAGACAGAAGAUUACGGACUGCGGCCUCUGUUAGGAAAACCAAGACACACCAAUCCUUAACGGGCCUGAUUAAAAAUGCCAACAGGCCAGAUGUGGCCCGCGGGCUGUAGUUUGCCCACCCCUGCUGUAAUGCCUUUGGAACUGGCCACUCCUGGCAGCUGCUUAUCCCAUUUAUGGGGCCACAGUAACGGCCUCUCCUGGCCCUACCCUAUAUGAUUGGGCAAAUCAUGAUUGGCCUGCUGUUUUGUUCUGGUUGAGGAAUGGAAUUCUCUAUGAUAGGAUUUCUGUUCUGGUCAGGGAUUGGGCAGGCCAGAAAGUUCCUGUCAGACACAAACCCCAUCAAUUAGUGGUGCCUUCUUGUUACUGGCUGCUGUUACAGAGCUUGGGGGUUCCUACUAGGGACCUGUUGCACUGGAUUCCUAUAGCGCUGACCCGUUCCAGGCUGCACUGAUGUUACAGGACCCGCACUCCAUUCUUUUAUACAAUGUGUUUGUUUUGCUGCAAUAGAUAGAAAUCUCUCCUUUUUCCCUUACAGGGGAGCUGUUACACUUCAGAACAUUCCUUGCGUGCCUUAUGUAUUUAGCCACAUCUGCAGGCGCUGCCAUACUGACUGCUUUGAGACACGAGGACAUCUAUGUUUGCCCUUUAGAAAUACAUGUUAAUAAUAAUAUUAUGCCUACACUAUAGCUCUGUGUAUAAAGCUGAGCAGGGGCAAGCAGUAUGGCAGCUCCCAUUGCCGGAGACAGGCACAGAUGGCACACUGUAAUGUACAGGAGUUUUCACUGCUGGUUCUUCAGUUUCUGAGAAUUCUUAUAAAUACCAAAGGCUGAGUUGUACUAUAAACAUGCAAUUUCAUAAAUAAACAUUUUUUUACCGUA
Xenopus tropicalis (tropical clawed frog) is the source of this 2898-nucleotide messenger RNA. It is a transcript of the gene slc75a1, whose product is annotated as solute carrier family 75 member 1. Gene Ontology annotation, molecular function: transmembrane transporter activity. Gene Ontology annotation, cellular component: nuclear inner membrane; plasma membrane; membrane. NCBI's taxonomy places the organism in Eukaryota, Metazoa, Chordata, Amphibia, Anura, Pipidae. Gene Ontology annotation, biological process: transmembrane transport. The transcript has 14 exons. The record is from RefSeq and is a predicted model, not a curated record. The coding region runs from base 237 to 1601 and encodes 454 amino acids.